This is a messenger RNA of Eruca vesicaria subsp. sativa (arugula), 1769 nucleotides long. NCBI's taxonomy places the organism in Eukaryota, Viridiplantae, Streptophyta, Magnoliopsida, Brassicales, Brassicaceae. The record is from the annotation of a GenBank genome assembly.
AUGAACGGAGCUUCGCUCUGCAAUUCCGUUUUACUCCAUUCACGUUUUAAAUCACCGUGUCCCAUCGCUUCCUCUUCUCCUCCUUCGUCUAUAUAUCUGAGUUCUCCAUGUUUCACAACCUCUUCUUACAUCUCAUUUCCUCAUAGAUUUCGAACAAUCGUUAUCAAAAGGAACCAUGGGUUUCGUUCAUUCGCUGUAAACAAACGUAGAAACAGCAUCGAAGAGGAUGUUGAAGAAGAAGAGGAGGAGGAUGAGGAUGAAGAUUGGGAUGAGUUUGGAGUAGAAGCUGAAGGAGAAGGAGAUGAAGACGAAGGAGAGUUCUUGCCAAUGGAGAAGAUGAAGCGAUGGCUUGAGAAGAAGCCACGUGGGUUCGGUGUUGGUAAAAAGUACGAAACUUUGAUCGAAGACAAGCUCCUGGACGAGAUUGAGCAGAGCUGGAAAGCUCAAGCUGCUAAUCUCAACAAGCUCAAGAACGAUCCUCUCAAGCUUAAACGCGACGAUAAUCUCACCAAAGGUGAGACUCAAAGUGGGUUUCGUGUUCGUGUGACUAAUCUUCCUAAGAAGAAGAAUGUUCAUAGAGAUCUCAAGGGGGCUUUUAAGGAAGUGAGUGGGGUGUUGAAGAUAGAGCCAGCUGUGUCUGGUAAUAAGAAGACUAAAGAUCCUGUCUGUAAAGGCUUUGCUCUUGUUGAUUUCAAAAGCGAGGUUGAUGCAAACAGUUUUGUGGAGCAAUUCAAUGGACAGAAAUUGUCGUUUGGGAAGGUUGUAAAGCAGAUUAAAUGUCAGGUUGUGGAGUUUGCUUCAAGCCAAUCAGUUUCUGAGGAACUAUGCUCGGAUACAGUCUUUGAGGAGCUUCCUUUUCCUGGUUUGGAGACAGUUUCUAAUGUUGAUGUUGUUGUUGAAGAAGAUGCUAUUGUGGAGUCAUGGGAGGAAUCAUCGGAUGAUUCAGACGAAGAUGUUGAUGAAAUAGAAGUGGAAGAAGAAGAAGAAGAAGAAGAUGAGCUAGAUCUUAUCUCUGGUAGCAUAGAUAUUCCCAAAGAACCAAGGCGUCAUUCUAAGACCCAUGUAAGGUCUCAGAAACAAGUUGUAAAGAGAGAGACUAGAGAACAUAAGGAACUAGAGGCACCUUUAGUUUCAUUCCAAGCGGUGAGUAAACCGGAGGAAGCUGUAGCAGAAGCACGUGUGGAUGAUGAUGAAUAUGACAGGGCUGAUGAAGAAGAAGAAGCUGAUGAAGAGAAUCUUGAGCCUCUGAAAAGUUCAGUGGCAUCCUCAGAUGAGGAAAGGAUUGAUAGAAUCCGUAGGCUGGAGCUGAAGCUUCUAGGUAGAGAAAAGCUUUUGGGUGGAGGAUCCGACUCUGAUAAAUCUGAAUCUAAAACCGGUAGUAAAGUCGAAGGGAAGAAGAAGGAGAAGAAGAAGAAAAAGGUUCUUGUGAAAGGGAAGAAGUCCUCAACCAUAGAGAUUCCUGGAUCUUCAAAGAGGUUAAAGAUGAAGGAGAAGGCUCUGUUAACUGGUGUCUUGGUCAAGUAUGCAGCAAAAGUUGCUUCAACCUCAAAGGAUGAAUGAUCAUUAGUAGCAGAGUGAAUCUUUUAAGUGUUUAGUCUCAUCAUUUCUUUUUUUGACGUUUCAAUUCAUGGACAUUGCCUUAGAAAUGCAUCACUGAUGCGCAGGGUCAAGCAAACUUGGGUACAGAUCACUGUGGUUUAGAAUCCUUUGGACCCUUUUCUCUUGUAUGGUUUGUGCUUUUAUAAUAGAUUCGGGUUUGUUCCUUACCA